AUGCCAAGGAACGGCACAUGUAUGAUGAAUCAAAUGCUGGCAGAAUCAAAGCCAGUCGAGGAAUUGGGCGACGAAACGGCGCCAGCGCAUCCGGUGAGUGAUGUUCAAACCAUCCGGCUGCUCCGUCACCACGCUAAGCGAAGUUCAGAAUUUAACACACUUCCUUUCUGGCUCUCAAAGGAGGAUGUCAAGCGGCAAAUGAUAGCCAAGCAGGAAGCCGAAUCCAUGCAUAAGAUAAACACAGCAGUGCAGCUGGCGAAGCAAGAAGCAGCGGUGCGAAAGGAAGAGGAAGAGAAAGAGAGGAGAGAACAAGUCUGGCAAGAGCGCUACCAAGGUCUAGCACGUGAGGAAGCGAUGGCGAGGGACGGACGUCACCGGGAAGAGCUCGAUCGCUUGUACUCCAAACUGAAUGCUCUGCAGACUGGCACCUUCAAGUUAUUGGGGGAUGAUCUGAUUGUGAAUCAGAUGCGCCGGCUGAAUCAACUCCUCGACAACUGGGUCAAAGUCAACUUCAAAGAUGUGGCAAAGAUAAAACCAGAAUCGAUUGAGGCAGACGGGCAGCUCAACGCGCCCCAGCGACGGGCCUGGGUUCAUGCCACUGCCGCCAGUCUUAUCCAUGCUGAGAUAUUUGAACCCUACCACUUCUGGUUGCCUGAAAACCCUCUGGGAGAUUUUCUGUCUAAGAUAGAACUCAACGUCCGAGACAACUGUUCAGAGAUUGAGCUCAAUGUGUGGAGGAUGGCUACAAGCGUGGCAAUCCAGGCGGGCUCAGGUCGUCGAUGCGAGCGUGUGAUCAGCCGCACCGUCCGGAACGCUGAAAGAAUACUCGCGGAUUUUUCUUCCACUCAAGAAGAACAAAGACAGGGCCAGCUUCGAGGACUGCUGUGGAAAUGCGCGGAUCUCAGGCAUGCUUUGAGCCAGCAGAAACAACGGUUCUUCUUCUGCUGCAGUCCACUGGGAGUGAUGUUUGACCCUCAGUCUAUGAUUUUUGGUGGAGGCGAUGAGGAACCAGCCUCUAUAGUUCGAUGGUCUUUGUGGCCGGCAAUCAUGAAGAGGGUUGACAAGCGCAGUUCUGUUGUGGAGCCAGAAUUAGUCUGGACAAUGGAGUCAUGAGAAACAAUUCCACUCCGAUGGGGGAGUGCAUUGCGUCGAACUUGCUAACGGACAGAUUUGCUGAAGGUGAUCCAUUUUGGCUAUGGCUCGCUUGAGUUGAAGUUCUAUUGGCCUCGCACGCCCGCGAAAAG
Messenger RNA from Aspergillus brunneoviolaceus CBS 621.78, 1244 nucleotides. RefSeq lists its product as uncharacterized. The transcript has 3 exons. The record is from RefSeq and is a predicted model, not a curated record. Bases 1 to 1113 code for a protein of 370 amino acids. Lineage: Eukaryota; Fungi; Ascomycota; Eurotiomycetes; Eurotiales; Aspergillaceae.